This is a messenger RNA of Hirsutella rhossiliensis, 4611 nucleotides long. Its product is annotated as ABC transporter domain-containing protein. Gene Ontology annotation, molecular function: ABC-type transporter activity; ATP binding; ATP hydrolysis activity. The coding region runs from base 1 to 4611 and encodes 1536 amino acids. The record is from RefSeq and is a predicted model, not a curated record. Lineage: Eukaryota; Fungi; Ascomycota; Sordariomycetes; Hypocreales; Ophiocordycipitaceae. Gene Ontology annotation, cellular component: intracellular membrane-bounded organelle; membrane. The transcript has 7 exons. Gene Ontology annotation, biological process: transmembrane transport; lipid transport.
AUGCCGUCCUUUGCCAAGCAGCUGGGGGCGCUCAUCCACAAGAAUCUGCUCAUCUCCGUCGCCAGGCGCCCGAUUGGCUUUCUGCUGUCCAUCUACGUCGCUCCACUCGCCAUUCUAGGCCUCCUUCUCGCGAUUCCCUCUCUUAUCCCGGCCUUUAACACGUUUGGCAUCUCGGAUCCGGCCCCGAUCCGACCGCUGGCCGAUACAAUCAGCAAGAAACUCGUUGUUGUCAGACCGCCCGAACUGGGAAGCGACGUCGACCCUGUCAUCGAGACCUUCACUCGCCCCGUCAGGAAGGAACUGCUUGUCUUCCAAGCCAAUGAGUCGGAGCUGCUUUCGCUAUGCCUCCCCAACACGCGAGGCGUGAGCGACUGCCAUGCCAUCGUCAUCUUCAAGGACUCGCCCCUGACGACACGUGUGACAAACUCUUCCGCCAACGGGCACACGUGGAACUAUACAAUUCGCGCCGACCCAGCACGGGACAACCGAAUGUUUGAUCUCACGAAGCACCGGAGCGACCAGGAGGAUUUUUAUAUGCCGCUGCAGCUCGCCAUCAAUAAUGCCAUCACGAACUCUACCACGACGCCUGAGACAGUCAUGUUCACCCCUGAGCCGCAGGAGAGCUACGAGCAGAAGAUUUCGGUUUCCCAUGCGGCCAUUGUGGGUAGGAUCUUUGUCUUCGCCCUCAUUGCGGCCCAUUUCACCAUCAUCUAUCGCCUGACAACCUUCAUCACCUCGGAGCGGGAUGCGGGCCUGUCGCAACUCAUUGACUCCAUGGGAGGCGGCAGCACCAUCUCUACUCGCGUGCUCAGUUGGAUCAUCACCUUUGACCUGGUCGCACUGCCUUGCUAUAUAGGCUUCGGCAUUCUCUACCAGCGCUUGCUGUUUCAAGCCUCAAGUGUCGGCACUCUCAUCGGCUGGCAGAUUCUGUCUGGUUUUGCCAUCAACAGCUCGACAACAUUCGCCGCCGCCUUCUUCUCCAAGUCCCGGGUCUCCGCCAUCUACGUAAUGUUUAUCUUCUUGCUUAUGUCCAUCGUCGCCCAGAUGUACGCCUCCGAAACCAAGCCGCAUCCCCAGUCUGUGGCCGUUGGAGCUCUAUCGUUCCUUUUCCCGAGCUCAAACAGUGUCUACUUUACUCAACAAAUGUGCCUGUGGCAGAUUGAUGGCCGGGCCGCCGACCCCGGCAAGCUUCCGCCCGAGUCCGCGGGGCUCUUUUCCGAGUCGUACGGCGUUAGUCAGGGCGCGAUGCUCGGGUUUCUGACCCUUAAUAUACUAAUCUACACCGGUGCUGCGAUAGGCACCGAGAAGCUCUUCCAUGGCAUUCACUUCCGCAAGAGAAGGUUCUCCAACCCGUCCCAUGCCUCAGCGGGUGUUGUAGCGCAGACAUUCGACAUCAAGAAGCGAUUCGUCCCCAGCUUUCUCACGCGCAUUUUCUGCUGCGGUCGUAGAAAGCCCGUCCUGGCGGUCGACGGCGUCAGCUUCCAGGCGCACAUGGGCCAGAUCAUGUGCCUCGUCGGCCCCAACGGGUCGGGCAAGACAACCACUCUUCAUAUGAUGUCGGGGUUCAUCAGCCCAACGGAGGGAUCUAUCGCGUUUGGAGCCAAGCCCUCACAAAUCGGCAUCUGCCCCCAGAGAAACACGCUAUGGGAUGAACUAACUGUCGAGGAGCACGUCUACUUGUGGGAUCGAAUGAAGGCCGGGAAUAGGUCUCGCGCAGAGCUCGAUCAGCUCAUCGAGCAGUGCGACCUCCAUCCGAAGCGCAAGUUCAAGGCGAAUCAACUCAGUGGCGGCCAGAAGCGCAAGCUCCAGCUCGCCUGCAUGUUUGUGGGCGAUUCUUCCGUAUGCCUGAUCGACGAGUGCACCUCGGGCCUCGAUCCCCUUUCCCGGCGAGCUAUUUGGGAGAUUCUCCUGGACCAACGCUCCAAACGCAGCAUCAUCUUCACGACGCACUUCCUGGACGAGGUCGACGUGCUCGCCGACCAGAUCGUCCUCCUUGCCCAUGGCAAAAUCAAGUGCCAGGGCUCGUCCGCUCAGCUCAAAAACAUGCACGGCGGCGGCUACAAAGUCAUUGCACCUCUUUCUGCCGCACAGGUUUGCAACGGCUAUCCUCUCACGAUCCACCAGGAGCGACUCAUCUACGACGUUCCCGAUUCACAGUCCGCAGCGCAGAUGCUUUCUACAUUUGUCACCCUGGGGAUGACAGACGUCGCCAUCUCUGGGCCACAGUUUGAAGAUGUCUUUCUCAAUCUCUUAAGAGAUGACAGCAUAGUAGAACAUGUCAAGACCACCUCCACGAGCGAUCCCAGUUUCGAGAUGACGCCUGGCCGGGUCACGUCGUUCUGGGCGCAAUUCGCGGUUCUUUACAGGAAGCGAUGGACGGUUCUCAAGAGAUUCUGGGGCCCGUAUCUCUUUGUUAUCAUUGUGCCCCUUGCGGUAACGUUCGUUCUGGGAGGUUUGCUGAAGGACUACAAGACGCCCAGUUGCGAGGCUUUGACAGAUAUCGGGCUUCCCCUGGAGACCUCUAUGCUGAGGUGGAACGGAUCCUGUCCUCAAGAGAGCUUCUGCGAGCAGCUCUCAGUGGCACCGCAAGCGGCCAACGCCAGACUGUUCGGGUUGGUCAACAACAGAUACCCCGGGAUGGCUCAGGUCGACCCCGCAACCUAUGAUGGCUUUGUCGUGGUGCAGAACUCGCGCGACGAGAUGCUCAGCCACAUUGGGCAGAACAGAACCAAGGCCGGCCAUGGCGGCGUCUUUGCUGGGUCGUCCACCGAGGCCCCGUUGAUUGCCUACAAGGUUUUGACGUUUGGUGCGCAGUCUGGGUCUCUGCUACUGGACGUUUGGAGCCAGAUGCAGGGUGGUAUUGAGAUCAACUCUUCUCAAGAGUCGAUUCCCAAGUCUCGGAAGGGAGGUGACAUGAGCGGUCUAGUCUAUGUCUUCUUCUCCUGCCUGCUCCAAGUGCUUUACCCAGCCUUCUUCGCGCUCUAUCCCGCCAUGGAAAAGGCACGCAAGAUCAGAGCCCUGCAGUACGCCAACGGCGUGCGGCGCGCUCCCCUUUGGGUUGCCUACGGCACCUUUGACUUUCUUUGGAUUUUCGUCCUCUCGGCGGCGAUCAUGGUCAUCACGUCGGCACAGCUGGCCUUCAACGGGCCGGUUCUCCUGCUGCUGCCGAUACUGGCUCUCUACGGUCUAUCGGCCACGCUGAUGGGCUAUACCGUUGCGCAUUUUACAAACGGGCCGCUCAAGUCGUAUCUGGCCACACUGGGAAUCGGCAUGGUUUCUUAUACGAUUAUUGGCGUCUCACUCGGGGUCAGUGAGGGAGCCGCCACAAACGGGCGGGCAGAGGAUAGCAUGGCGGGCAUCACGUUCGGAGCCAACCUCUUCAUGCCCAUCGGUAAUGUUUUUCGAACGCUCCUCUUGGGGCUCAACUUGAUGGAAGCAGGGUGCAAAGACGGUAGGCGUGUGCCCGUGGGCUCUCUCCACGGCUUCGGAGGCCCGCUCCUCUACCUAUCCAUCCAGGCCAACGCGAUCCCGCAGCGAGAUGAAGACAUGGAGCUCAAUACAAUGCACUCGAGCGCCGGCGGCCAAGUCAAAGACAGCGUGACGGGGGAAGUGACGCGGGCCGAGAACGCUGGCUCAGACCUCCUUCGGGCUCUUCAUGUCAGCAAGAGCUUUGGAUCUAACAAAGCGGUUGACGAUUUGACUUUUGGGCUGGCCAGGGGCGAGGUCAUGGCUCUGAUCGGGCCUAAUGGCGCAGGGAAAUCAACGCUGGUCAACAUGAUUCAGGGGGAGCUGUCACCAGACAAGGGGGAAAUCUUGCUCUGCCAAGAAGACAGCAGGUCCCCGGGGGCCAAGAAGAAUCUCGGAGUCUGUCCACAAUACGACGCCCCCGACUUCAUGAACACGAGAGACCAUCUCUUCUUCUACGCCCGCGUCAAGGGCAUCAAGAAACCCAAGGCCGACGUCGAACAUCUCAUGGACAGGCUCAACCUGACACCUCACGCCAGGACGCAGGCCUCGAAAUUGUCGGGCGGCAACAAGCGGAAGCUGAUGCUCGCCAUCGCGCUCAUGGGCACGCCGCCCGUUGUCGUUCUCGACGAGCCGACCUCGACCAUGGACGCUGUCGCCAAGCGCUCAUUUUGGAAGAUUAUCCAAGAGAUUGCCGCCGAGCGCUCCGUGCUUCUCACCACACACAGCAUGGAAGAGGCAGACGCCCUUGCCACGCGUACGACCAUCAUGGCACGCCGAUUCCUGGCCAUUGGCACGACUCAGGGCCUACGUGAGCGCUACAGCAACAUCUACUAUGUCAAUCUGGUGCUCAUGUCGGCGCCCACAUCUUCGGUGGAUGAGAUGAGUCACGUCGGAGGGUGGAUGCAAAGCCGCAUUCCAGGUGUUCGUUUCGAGCCACCGAGCAGCACGACCGGAUCUUCUCCCGUUGCAAACCUGAUUGAGAUACUGGAGCGGGAGAAGGACAGCAUGGGAGUCGAGUUUUACUCCAUCAGCGGACCGACGCUCGAAAAUGUAUUUUUGAGUGUUGUCAGGGAGAAUCAGGUGCAAGAGGAGGACGGCGCCGGGACACGGCCCCUUUGGAAGAGGCUUCUGAAGCGAGAGUGA